Molecule: messenger RNA, 5211 nt
Organism: Vanessa atalanta (red admiral)
Lineage: Eukaryota; Metazoa; Arthropoda; Insecta; Lepidoptera; Nymphalidae
Exons: 16
Coding region: 250-2643 (797 amino acids)
Biological process (GO): negative regulation of centriole replication
Molecular function (GO): microtubule binding
Source: RefSeq, a predicted model, not a curated record
ACAAGCCGGUGCCGAGCGCGAAAAACACAUCUGUAACGCGCUUCGCGACACGAAAUAUCCAUUCUAUAUUCAAAAUUUAGUUUCGAAAGUUAAAUUUCAGUUUACCUGAUUCGUUAGCCGACGCAAUUUUUUCCAUUUUUUGUGCUGUUGUGUGCUGGGAACGGAAUUUCCAGCAUCACAUGCUCCAGCCCCGGUGGGCGUAAAGCUUCGGAGUAACCGAGCCACACCGAGCCGGACGGCUGCCACCAGAUGAUCGGCUCAUUCUGGAACUUGUGCCGCGCGUGCCCUUCCAUGCCUGUGGAUAAGCUGCACUCGGAAUACCGCAGCACUUACAGAUGGCACGAGUACAAGGAACAGCAGCAGCAGCAACAGGGGGUGGUCAAGCAACCAGCUCCCACCCCGCCUACAGUACUGCCCAUCACCCGGGGAACAAUAGAGCCAGCAAUGCCUCGCCGCAAGAAGUACCCUGGCGUCGCUUACAAGACGAAUGAACUCUUCGACCCCGCACCCGUCGAUGACAUCCGCCCCCAACAAGCUUCUGCCUUCGACCGCGCCCGGAGCGCUCAGAGAAAUGAUUCAGAGCGCGCCGGGAGACGCAGCAAGUCUGAAGGACCUCGUCAGCCUCGCUGGACGGACACCGUUGAACCUAAGGCCACCACAGCGCUGGGCGAGGUGCUGGCGGUGAAGGAGCCUGAAGCUGCCAGCACUGAGUACCGCAACCAGUACGCCUGGCCCAAGGACACCGACGUACCAAGGAAGAGUAUUUCCAUGGGGGCGCUCAAGAAAGCUGCUGUAGCUGAAGGGUCGGUAGAGGCUGAACCGCUCAUGAACCACGUGGACGGUGACCACGACGACGGUCACAAACGGUACAUCGAAGACUAUCUGUGGAACGGUCAGAAACCGGGCGUCCAGAGAAAAUCGACGUUCCGUAGCGCGCUAUCGGCCCUCAUAUACAACGGGGAGGAUCGUUCCAAAGAUAAUAGGAAACGUUACAAAAGCGAGUACAAAAAGAAAUUUAGACCGUUCUCUCAAUACGUGUACGAGGCGUCUAAAGGGAAAUUUACGAAAUGCAGGGGGAAAGGGAAGUCGAUUGAGGAGGCGAGCGAGAGGUUGGUGGGGGAGACGGAGGGGGCAGGGGCGGGUGUGACGCUAGCAGGGCCGGGGUCGGGAGCGAGGGACUCAGCCAGCACGCUGCGCGCGGCCGGCCUGCAGCCGCUCUGCCUCGCGCAGGGCGACUCGUGGUACCGCGAGGUGCUGGAUCUGCGCAAGCGCGCCGGCGAAUAUAAGUACCGCGGCUGGGGAACUGAGCUAGCUCCUGAACACAUCACUCAGCUUUACAAUAAGCAAAUCGAGCUCUGGUACCAAGUGUCCCGGCGGUCCUCGCUGUCAGCCCUUUCACUCGCUUCCACCAAUCACAAAGCUCUGCCACGUGAUGAAAAGGAUGGAAAGGAAUCUAGAAACCAAUCCCCGAAGAAGUAUAGAUCUUUCCGGUCGGCACCACACCAGUCCAUCCAUAUGAAGUUGCAAGAAACCAAGGCCUUGGAGCGUUCUCCUCAUAAGACCUCGCCCCAGAAGCAGAGGAAGAAGCUGCAGGGAUACAGCUUUGAUGAGGGAGCUGCCCACGAUGGGGCAAAGUCGGAGGGUUCGUUCCGCUCCCCGCGCCGCCGGCCGCGCUCCGCCGACCCGGCGCCCGUGCCCAGCGCGCGCCACAUGCCCAACGGCCACGAGCCGCACCCUCGCCCCGCCAAGCCCACGGGUUUGCCGUUAAGUAGGGGCAGUAGUGUUAGAGUUAGGUCGACGUCACGAGGUGGCCGGUCGCCUUCCGCACCGAGCAAAACAGGGGCAGGGAUGACGAAUGGGGCUGUUGAGACAUAUGGAACGAUUGGGGUCCUUGGAGCCUUGGUGACACCAGGCAGGGGCAGGCGCAGCCGCAGCGUUACAAAAGUGGGCAUAAAAUUGGACGACGACAUCCCCGCGCACCGCAGCGCGUCGGUCGCCAAGGACCACUUCUUCGACGACUCGCCCGUCGUGAAGUCGCCGCCGGAGCCGACUCGGGUGAAGUCGCCCGAGCAAAUGAACAUGCGCUCGCCGGAUCCGGUCAACUGGACCGUGCCGCUCGACACCGGCAAGACUUUCACGGUCACUCAGAACGUGAAAAGCGAUGAGAGCAUUAAGCGCCCUAGCUCUGACUUUAAGAGCGCCUCUGUGGCCGACGAGCCCGCCGCGAAGCCGGCAGAAAUCGCUCCAAUUCAUCACCAGCAAAUGUCACCAAUACGUUCGCUUAAAAAGAGCGAAUCGCCGACAAGCCUGAGCAAGCGCACCGACAAGACCCCCACCACGCCCGUCAGCCUAACUCCCAUCGACGAAACCAGGGCCCUGGACAUGAACAAAGUGAAUGGAAUUAACGGCCUCAAUAGCAAUCAGCUAACUCCGGAAACGCCAACCCAGGACGCGAUUAAAGAUAUCAAGGAGAAAGAGGUGAUUAAAAAGUCGACUGAAGCGACUCAAGUGGCCCCCGGAGUGGUUGACACGACUGUAGUCAAUGAGGCCGCUAACACUGGCGGACUGACCGCGGCCGAGGUGCUCGAUAGAGCCCGCACGAGGUUCGACAAAUUCUGGGGCAAGAAGGAAGACGACGUUUAGUCAAUUCAAAUAUAAAUUUGUUUGUAAAUUGUGACAGUUACAAGUUCCUAAAAUAUUAAAUGAUAGUAAAAGAAGCUCCAAUACUAAGAGAAUUCAUCCUGUACGCGUAUAUUCUGUCACAAUUUACGGCAAAUUAAAAAAAAAACGUAGGAUGAUGCCGCGUUAUUUAAAAUAGCUUCGCUUCAAACGACGAAUGUAAACGGAAUAUUUAUUUAUUAAUGAAUAAUUACAAUCAGUCUAAAGGUGUGAUGGCUUGUGAUAGUAGUGAUGUUCGACAACUUAAAUAAAGAUGUGAUUCGAUUGGUUACUAAUACAGUGUAAGGAUACAAUCUCGUACCGGUUCCUUUUAAAAGUUACGGUAAUUAUAAACUAAAAUAAUUAUUAAAAUCAAUUAAUGUUUACCCAUUACGUGUAAGGACGUAGCUCCAUUUUUUUCGAUAUAAUCGUAUUCACGUUAGCUAAAAUAUUUUGCGACAUGUCUAACGGCCGCUGCGUAUGCAAAAACAGGAUGCACGUGUAACCGGGCCAUUAUGAUGCUAUCAACAAAUAAUUGUUUUUUGAAUAUUCUGUGGCGUGUCCCUAUCAAUUUUCGCUUCGUAUACCGUCUGUCUCUCCGUCCAUCAUAAAAAAACUUAACCACAUAAACUUCAAAUACCGGUCUUGCAGUAAAGUAACAAACGGAAUAUUUAAAAAUUAAACUAAAUUGAUAUUAUCUUUAUUUAAAAAAUCAACAAUAAUUUAAUAUUUAAAUCUAAAGCAUUAAGCAGAUUAAUUCAAUAUUAUAUUUUAUCUGCUUUUAGUUUUAAGUUCUUUAUUUUGAACUAGACGGUUACACUAAAGAUAAAAAUGGCAAAGUAUACUUGCGUAAAUGUAGUCAGCCGUCCAAAGUAGUAUUUUUUGCAAAUCUUACACAUUUUAUUGAUGACUAAUUAUUUUUAAAUGUAUCACUUCUUAAAAGUGUAGACUAUAGAAAAGUAAUAUUUUUUGAAAUAUGCAGCUUUAUCUGUAUGAUAUAAAAAAAAUAGAUUUUUGGCGGGAAUCCUAAAUAAAGUUUUACUCAUCGAUUUUAAGAUACUUAGAAAAUGGAAUUAUCCCGUCAAUGCUGUCGUCUAUGUUUAUCGACAACAGAUUUUAAGAUUUCUUUAUUCAGUAAUUACUGUCAGAAAACAAAUUUGGUGGACAAGAUAUUGGCUUGUUUGAAACUUACUAUUGAGCAGUCAGACUAUACGACGACAAUCUGCUACAAGUGCGCUGAAAAUGUCGAAAGAUACUAUGACUUCUUUUUAAACGUGAAAAAAUCCCAAACAAAGCUUGCCGAUUUAGAGAUAUGUGAUCGUCGGAUUAAAGGCGUUGAGUCCCGAAACGUAAACAGACGUCGCGUGACGUCAUACGUCCGAGAGCAAGUAAUUGACGCGGAUUACACAUUCUCAUUUCUCGAUUUAGAUAAAUCUAUUAAUGAAGAUAAACACGAGCCUCGAUCAUCGAGCCCAUUCUUUUCUUACUUCUCACCACCAAAUGUGCUCAUGAAACAAACUAAUGAACCGUGCUUGUGGAAGACGCCACGGACGCGCGUCGACAAUGUCCAUAAAACUGAGAUUAAGCGUGAGGAACCACACAAAAGAUGUAAGUUGGAGAAACCGAAACAUCACUCGAGGGAUUUGUUCGAUUCGCAAUCGCAAGAUAUCGAAGAGACCGAAUUGAGAAGCCUCGAUUGGAAACUGACCCCCGAUGAAACGCUGAUCAGACGGGUGAGAGAAAAAUGCUUUGGUCGAUCGGAUUUUUAAUUUAAACAAAUAAAUAAUAUGUUUUAUUCAUCUAUCUGUUACGUGAUAUCAAAUAAUUUAUUGAGAGUAUAAUUCAGUUGAAUUUUAACAAUUUCUAUGGAGUUCCGUAGAACAGGGUAUCGUUAGAGUUGAUUUAGAGUGGUUUCAAUGUUGUAGUUAUUAAUAAAUUCGAUAUGAUUAAUUGAUGCGUCGUCUGUAUUGUUCAUUUUAAGAAUCUGAAACUGUGUGCCGUAUGUUAUAAGACUAGGUACAUACCGUGUAUUUAAUCGAUACAUUCCUCAUGAUUGUAAGAUUCAAUUGUUAUUUUAUGUAAUGUUUGUAUUCUACGAUGUAACCGCACGUGAAACACUGAUUGGUAUUUUUAAGCAAUACAUGUAUUUAUUGCGUAUGUUAUUGGUUAAAACUUAAUUUUUAAUCCUAACAGCAUUCUCAUACAUAAUAAUUAAAUUGUAACUUAUUAUUAAAAAUGUAUUUAAUGAUACUUGCUUUUAAUUUAUUGUAUACUUAAUUUAAACUAAGAUGACAAUGCAUUUGUUCUAAGAUUCAAUUGUUAAUGGACAUACAUGUAACCGAUUUUGUUUUCAACUGUAAUUUCGUAUUAAUACCUAAUACUCGAUGUUUUUUUCCGCGCACAAAAAUACUGUUCAUAUAAUUUUGUGACCCCGAGCGUUAGAAAAAACCCAUAGCAGAUAAUAAGUUAGCUUUGCUACGGACUUAUAGCGUGAUUUUGUUCUCGACUUGUUAAAUCGAAAUCGACACCUAAAUAAAAUAUUAAAAAAGUUAA